Molecule: messenger RNA, 8590 nt
Organism: Linepithema humile (Argentine ant)
Lineage: Eukaryota; Metazoa; Arthropoda; Insecta; Hymenoptera; Formicidae
Source: RefSeq, a predicted model, not a curated record
UCCUGUUGCUCUGUUGUUGCUCCGGCGGUGACGUUCGCGCGAUCCUGCGUGAAGAGACGGAAGGAAAGAAGGACAUUGCAAUUCGACAGCUCGACUACCAUGCAACCGCCGUUACGCUUAUAAGGUACGACUGCACUCUGGAAAGUUUGUUUGAAACAACGGCAGAGCCAACGGAUUGUAGCGGCGGGACAUCGGGCUGGUCGAAUUAUCGCUCCAAAACGCCACACCGAAUAGCACAUAUUGUAAGUACUUCAUCUGCUGAUUUAUCUACAACAUACAAUAACCACAUGGUGCAGACAGGGAUGGCUGCGCCCUAUGGUGGGGGUGUCUUCCCACCUCCGGUGAACGGGGUUGCGGGCGUCGUAGGGGCGGCCGGUGCAGCCGGUGACGUUAAACCGCCACCGCCAGUGCCAGUGAAGGAGGACAACGCUGGUGCGCCUCAACAGCCACCCCCGACUGGCGGGCCCCAGGUGCCGCCUGCGGCAGGCGCGCCUCAUCCCUCCGCCCCAGGUGCGCCGACCGCGGCCAGCUUCAGUCCGCCUCCGCCUCCGAACGGGGUUGAUCAACAGGCCAUUACGGAGGUGUUCCAGGCUGCGGUAGCGGCGGCAGCAGCAGCAGCUGCAGGAGGUGGCGGCCAGCAACCCGCACCAACACCAGGCGGUGGUACUGAGACCAACCCUGAAGGCGGAGUUGAGGCUGCAGCAUUGGCGCCUGUCACCUCAGGUGCGACGACACCUGCGACGGCGACGCCGGGCACCGACCUCAAGGGUCAACCAAAGCGCCUGCAUGUCAGCAACAUACCCUUCCGCUUCCGAGACCCUGAUCUCAGGGCGAUGUUUGGACAAUUCGGGCCAAUUCUCGAUGUGGAAAUCAUAUUUAACGAAAGAGGAAGCAAGGGAUUCGGUUUUGUAACAUUCGCAAAUAGUGCUGACGCGGACCGGGCACGUGAGAGGCUACACGGCACCGUGGUUGAGGGCAGAAAGAUUGAGGUGAACAACGCAACAGCGAGGGUACAGACAAAAAAACCUCCGACGGUGCCGAACGUGUGCGUACAAUGGCCAGAGGCCGCGGCACUUAGAGGAGUCGCCAUACAGCGCGGCCGAGUUGGAGCGGCGAGAGCAGCAUUCCCGACUGGUGCAGCCGCACUAGCCCUAGCCAGGAAUCCUGGGCCACUCGCAGCCGCAGCUGCGGCCACGGCCUUGCAUCCCUUCGCACCCACCGUGUAUUACGACCCCUUCCUGGCAGCGCACGCAGCGACACAGGAUCCCAACUACAGGUUGCAGCUGGAAUGGCCUCAAGCAACAGCUGACGCCGCGGCAGCAGCAGCCGCAGCGACACCCUUGUUGAAGACACCUCUAUCCACGGCACAACAAGCCACGUAUGCAGCUGCAGCAACCUACACGGCGGUAGCUGCGCGCGCUUACGGCGCAGCUGCAGCUGCGGCACAGCCGGUCGCAGGAUAUGCCGCAGUCGCGGGUUACGGGCGUGAGUACGCCGAUCCCUACCUAGGACACGGCAUUGGACCUGUGGCGGGCUAUGGGACUGUGUACAGAAGCGGUUACAACAGGUUUGCCCCAUACUAAACUGACAGCGGAGCGCAAGAGCCUUCCAAGAGCAUCGUUAUACUCAGCAGAACAUGACCAGACGCAAGUCGACACAAUCAUCACCGUCAUUUUGCCAUCGUCGGGAUCACUCGCGAGGCGACGCGCCUGGACCCUCUACGCAUACUUGAGACUCGCCGGUUUUACUUCCGCGGCACGCAAGAUCUGACGGGCAAUUGGAUAUCAUUUGCCUUUCGAGAUUAUCCGAUCGAAACGUGCCCGCUGUCGUGGAUGAGAAACAUCACUUUUGCGUCAGAUCUGUGCAAAGCAAAAAAAAACUUGUCAACGAUGGAGAUCCAUAGGCGAGAAAAAUCGGUCUUUAAACAUAGCGGUAGAGUCGAGGCCGGCGCAUUUGAUGUGUUGAGUCGUGUCUGAUGGGAAGUCGCUCUCGCGUCAGUAAUUUUUAGCAACAGCAACGCGAUAGUCUUUUUACUCUUCCAUUCUGUUCCAAUUUCAACAAUUGAUCUGAAUUAAAUUAAGAUAAAAGUUCACACCACAUCAAUGACAACGCUCUCAUCGCUUUGACAUUUGCCGUACAAAGUUAUUCUCAGUUACGAACAUGUUUUGUUAUAUUUUUUCUCAAUGUAUUCCUUUCGGUGUAUUCAAUCCUCAGCGUGUUAAUCGAUCUUGCCAAAAAGCUUUCCGAGCGGCUAAACGAGACAUGAAAUAUAGUGUCGUGACUCACUUUUUCUGUUUAUAGUUUCCGCAAAAUGCAAUGUUGAAAUGUUGAAAUGUUGCAAUGUUAUAUAUAUAUAUAUAUAUACAUAUAUAUAUAUAUAUAUAUAUGUUAUGUGUAUCUCCUAUACACGCACGUUUACCUAUUAAUUGACGACUUCGAUCCGACACGAGCCGGCACACGGUGUUCCCAAGAGCGAGACCUUUAGGUAGCUAGUUAAAGAGAAGAAAACAAAAAAAAACACGACCUAGACACAAAGGCAUCCAUGUGACUGGUAGGGUUUCUAUGCCAAAUAUGUAUGUGUAUGCGCUUUUGCGCGCGUGUGUAUGCGUAGGUUUUGCGAACCAAGCUCUGUUCUCGGUAAACUAGAGAGUAGCAGACGGACAGAAGAAGGGACGGAGAAGAACCGUUCAGACCUCUGAAGCGGCAUGCUGGAUUCUGAUUUGCGCCGAGACAUCAGCGCAUCUCCGAUUUUUGCUUAUUUCUCAACUUCGUUUCGCGUAUGCGCUCGCUCCAUUCGCGGACAAACUCAAAGAGAUAUCUCGAAGCGCAGCUAGCAAAAUGUUAAGCUAUUUUAAUUACUUUUGUUAGAUUGAAAUCUCCGUGGAAACCCUCGCGGUAAUUAACGAGACUUUGAUAGAUCUGUUUCAAGAAAAGGCUGAGGAAAUCUGUGUUUCAGUUUGUUUUUAUUCUUUACAACUAGAACUUAAGGAAAUAUGCGAAGGAUGUCGCAUAUUUAAUUUUCGUAGUGAUAUAUUCGUAUAUCCGAUAGUUUGUAUAUCUUUGUAGCUUAUUUGUCCGAGAAACUUGGCGCAGCCUUGCCAUCUGUAAACUGUGAAACAACGACAAAUUGCGCAUUGGAGCGGCGAAUGCGAUCGAGUUAUCCCGCCACUCACGCCUCUUUUCUCCAAAUCUGACAUAGCUUCAUCGCGCGACGAUCCAGUCAAAGCAUGUAUCACCUAUUUAUUUCUUAGUUAAGCAGUUUGAACGAACAUGACAAUCUCUUUUUUUUUAACACAGUGAACACAGUAAGAGAGUUUUUGGACCUGAGAGAAGAAUGCCUUUUUUUCUGAAGUUUUUUUAAAAGAAUUAUGACAGAACAUUCAAAACUUUGUGCAUGUUUUUACGUGAGUUUGAGAAACACCGAUAUUUUUUAUAAGAAAAUUAACGUAUUUAUUCAAAAUAAUAUGAACUCGUACUUGCAAAAAAUCAUGCUGGUUUUGUGUUUAAUUAAUUAAUUAAUUAAUACAUUAAUACAUAAUAAGAGAACAUAAAAUAAAAUAAAUAUAUCUAUCUGUAACAUUCAUAAUUUCUUAUUUUGCAAAAGAAAUUAUUUGUAUAGUUUUAUUAUAAAAAAUAUAUAACGUGUGUAAAGUUUGAAUAGUCAAAAUUCGUGGAAAUAUUUCAGAAAAAAGAAUUUAAUAUGAACCAGAAGACCCUCUUAUGCUCUUUUUGUUCAAGUUUGUUAAAAUCGGAAUCUCAACAGACGAACACACAGUAAUAGUAGAUAGAAAUAGAUUUGUGGGAUGCGCCGCAGGAAGAUCGAUUUUAUGCAAGGCGCAUCGCGAACACACGAGAUGCUAUCCGCGAGAUGCUAAGUCGGAUCGCCAUUGUAAUAUUGAUAAUAAGCAAUAUUAUGUCAACGCUUCUUAACGUGAUGUUGCAUACUCAGCAGGUCGUUUCGGUUCCUCGAUGUCGAAGAGAUGCGCGCACGCGCGCGCGCCUGCAGAAUGAACUCGUCUUCUCGUCACGAAGGAUAAUUAGGUUCCGCUAAAUGCCGAUCCAUUUAUAGCGAAAUGCGUCGAGUAAUCGAAAACGCUGGUGCGAAUAGAUACUUCGCACUAAACGACGACUAGCAUCUUUGUUUUCUUUUCUUUCUCGUUUUUUAAUAUCUUUUGAUUUAAAAGUGCGAAAUUUUGUAAUUGAUAUAAUGUGUCUUAAUAUCGAAGUAUAUGUUAAACAUAAUUGUAUAUUUACUUAUUUUUUAAGUGCAACAUUGUCAGUUUUAUUAGAAACGAAAUUUGCUGAAACGCACAUGACCUUUUGAUAUAAAUACAGAUUUAUUUCUAGUUCUCAGAAUGAUUUGUUUAUUCGCAAAUAGAUAUCUUCACUGUUGUUGAUUCCGAUUUCUAUUCACCGGCGUUCUCGAUUAACAGCUCUUUUUCUCGUGACACUCGAUAUCUGCUUCCUGACCGAGUGGAUAUAAAAAAGAAAGAGAAUUGUCGCCGUAUAUCAAGUGUUUAAGUUUAAUCCCAAAAUUUUCAACUAGAGAUUACAUUGAAGAAUAACAAUGACUAAAAUUAUCAACCGUAAUUACUUAAAACAUUUUCGUCAAUUUCACAUUUUACAUUAUUAUAUACAACAAACAGUAUACUGUAGUGAAAAUCAAUAAUACUUCUGAAUCACGUGACAUAUUUGUGUUACAAUCUUUAUUUUGGGAAUUAUUUACAGUUAUUUUACAAAAUUUUUGAAAAAGUAUUUAUCUCUCUUGAAAAAUUUGUACAUAAGAAUUUUAUAAGGAAAAAAAGCAGUGCUAAUCUCAGACAUUUAUUCGAAUAAUAUCUUAAUCAAAUGCACGCACUGCAAUAAACUGCAAUCAGAUAGAAGCAAUAUAAUUCAUGCAUUGAAAGAUAAUGCACAUAUAAAAUAAUUUAUUACAAAAAGCGUAAAAUUACUAAGUCGUUUAAAUAUUAACGAGACUGAUUUGUUUUCAAGUAAUGCAAAAAGCAUUUAUUCAAAAAUAAUAUAUCUAUUAUUUAAAAGAAUAAUAUAUCUAUUAUUUUUUUUUAAAGGAAGAAUAAAACGCAGAAAUGAUCAAUUGAUAUCUGUCUGUUAAAUUAAUAGGAUUUAUCGUAUAUUAUACAGAAGAAUAAUGUUAGGAAUAACUUAUCAAUUUUCUGUUUUAGUUCUUGUUUUCUUUCUCUUUUCUUAAUGGACGAAGAGAUUUUAGAAAAUACAACAGAUAAUUUGGCCGUCGUCACAUUUUAAUCAAUCUUUAGUUUAAAAAUUUGGGUUAAGCUUUAGUGUUUGGUAUAAGGCAGCGAUUCUUUUCUUUUUUUCUCUCUCGCGAGCGUCGUGUACGUGUACAUAGAUCAACUAGAUUUGUCGAGCACAAAGAUUGUAGAGGAGCGUGCUGAGAAGCGCACUUUUAGGAACUAAACAAGCAGACAAGAGAGAAAACUACACUCGAACAUACUCAUGAUUCUCGUAAUGUUAAAUUAAUGAACGUAGAAUAAUUAAUUAAUUAAUUAAGCAGUAAAAAUACGCAGACGCGGUAAAGAUACGAAAACUUUCUCCGAAUGUUAGCCGUUACCCGACAUUAAGCCUGCGUUUUGUCCUUACUCGACGAAAAUUCGGCCGAUUUUACGCAGUAACGAUCGAUAUUCGGAAAAGGAAUUCUUGUAUCUACACACAUCCUUCCACGCGAAAGACAGCACAAGAAACUGUAUCUCGAUUUUCCUCCGAUAAAAUCCUUCUGACAUUUUCUAAAACACAAACGUAGUUUUAUAUUUAAGGUACAAUUUGUAUAAUUACAGCGACAGUUUGACAUUUUGUCUCACCGUGAUGUAAUUACAUUCGUAACAUAGCUUAGCCGAUAAUCCAAUAAUCCAACUGUGCGACAAAUUUUUUUUAUCAAAGAUGACCCGUAAGAUAAAAUCUCGUAGCAUUUCGGCACUCUAAUUAAAUCAUCAUAAAAUACGUUUGCAAGGCACAAUUACGUCACGAUAUUGAAACUUAAUGUCUAAUAACCAACAUUUGUGCCACACUUUUUUCAUGUACACAAAACAGCGCAAUGAACAUGAUUAAAUUUUUUCGACGAAUAUAAAUUGACUUUACUGUUUACAAAUUAAAAAAUGCAUUAUUGCAUUAAUUUUUAUUUGUUAGACAAAUCAAAUUGCAUUAAAGAUUCAUAUGAAAUGAUUGACAGUUUUUGGCCAUUAACUUUUAAUGCCGUGACGUAAUUGUUUUAUGCGAAGACAUCUUGUGAUUUCAUUAGAGUGCUAAAAUGUUAGACUUUACGAAUUAUAUACGGCUAAGUCUUUUUUUUAGGAUUCUUGUUCUUAUUAGGGUUCGAUCUUUAUCAGAAUUUCAGGGUUGAAACUAUAACGAGUAUUGAAUCUCGCCGAGAGUUAAAAAUCUUAAAAGACUUAGCCGAAGCCAAAUCUCGUAUUGUUAACGUAUCUCGCGCAUUGUUUUUGCCAUGAUAAAUUUGCAUCUCGUCACACGGGUUUUAUCAGAGGGAAGUCGAAGAGGCGGAAAUAGAGACUUUUCGCAGCCGCACUCUUCGCGAGUAAAAGCGCACGCGGUACGAGAGCACGAGAGAUUCUGCGAGGUUUAUCUCCCUGUAUAUUAUACACUGUAAUUACAAUUUAUACUUAUUCGUAAUCGAUACCUUUUAUCGGUAGGCUAUUACUACUAGUGGUUAGCGUAAUAAGUCAAGCUCAAAUUAGCGGGACGGGAGAGCCGCGCCGGAGGCACACUUUUUUCCGCGGGUUCGUCGCGUCCUAUCUUCGUCACGAGUGCACAACUUCCUUUCUUCGAUUCUCUUACUUUAUGCGCGUUACUGUUGCGACAGGCCUAUCGUACAAGAUGUUCAUAGAGUCUAGAGGCUAGAUCAAGCUCUCUGUCGAACCCUGUCCCUCCCCCCUUUUACUACGCCUCUUUUUUUGUCGCCUCGUUUAAAUGCCGGAAGAAUAUCUCGUUUACUGUCGUCGCUCUGAAGUGACUAUCAAAUUUCCCUUCGCCGUUCUAUCAAGAGAAAAAAAAAAAAUAUUUAUAAGGAUUAUCGGAAAAUCGUUUUGAUCGCUGGAAACACUGUUGUCUACAAAGAACGCGACAUAUCUAGAUAACAAUAGAGUUUACGGAGAUGUUCAAUAGCUUCUGCCAAAUUUCCUCACGUGUACGCAUAUUUUCGUGUCCCGAAAGUCCCGUCACUUCAGUCUUCGAUCCUCGCCGGGCGUACCUUCUCUUCCGGAUUGAAGAAUUUACUCCCAAGCAUGAAUCCAUAACUUUAAAACAUUUUAGAUCUUAGAUAAAAUUUUUCGAAUAUGAAGAUAAAUGUGGCUUGAUAAAAUUCUUCAGUUCUGACGGAUUACGGUUGGACGCGCGGGCGAGGUCAAAAGCCUGAAUCUCCUAUCGAUAAUUUGUCCUCGUUGAUAACGAAACCCAGAGCUAGUGGGGUCGCGCAAUGUAACAUAACUCAAUGAUACGCACCGUACGUUAUACGUAUAAUUAUUAAUUAACGAUAAAAAAAAAAAAGAUACCGUAAAGGGAUUUUUAAAUGAAUCUAGAUGAAUACAUGACUACGUAAUGACACAUCUUACAAGCAACAUAUCCUAGGUAUUCGAGCAGAGCGCUGUCGGAGGGAUCCUCCGCGAUCGUCGCACGGCACAAAAGAGAAAGAGAGAGAGAGAGAGAGUGAUCUCUAUCACCGAGGCGCGAGAUCCGAAUCUCGAAGCCGGAAUCGUCGGCGUCGUCGGCAGCGCUGUUCUUUUUCGAAUUAUUGCAAGAAGAAAAAUUAAUGAGGGAUGUUCCAUGACAUUAGAGCGUUAUUAUUAAUGAUAUUUCUAGCGACGCGUGUGCGUGUGUAAAGUUUAAUGUAUCUGUACGUGUGUUAUACGAGACACCGGUGCGUGCGUGUGUGUAAUGUGUAUGUACGUAAUCCGUAUGCGAGCGAGCGAGAAACUCGUACCCCCUGCCCCUCCCCCUCCCCCCAUUUCCCAUCUCCACGGAUUGGUGAAAAAUAAGAGCACGAAUUAAUUAUCGUUAUGUAAGGUAGCACAAAGUUAAGAUGACAAAUGAGGAAAGAAUGCCGUGACCGUUUGGAUCAUUGUGAAAAACUAAAAACAGCUAAUCGCCACCUGUUUUUUCGCUUCUCUCGCAGAUGUAAAGAAAAGAGUAAAAAAAAAAAAGCAGAAAUCCGCAACGAGAAACGCCGUUGAGAGAUGCCUCUGUGUCUCUUUGCGGAUUUCCAUUACGCAUAAGUGAUUUGCGCUACCGAGAGAGUUCUACGCAAUAGCGGGCUCGCAGGAGAUUAAAUGAAAAUCAGUAAAAGAAUAAAAAAAAAAAAGAAGAAGGAGAAGAAGAAGAGGUAUAAGAGAGUAAAAAUAUAUGAUCAACUCGAUGAACUUUAUUUGCGAAAUAUUGAUAGGAAUAUGAGGUGUGACUCGUGGCACCUUUAUCAUUGUCUGAUUUGAUGAUAUUUUGUAAGUCUGGACCAGUUGUUAGGUUCUUAUUAAUCCCAUAGCGACUUCUUAUGGCGUAUUUUCUCUGUAUAUUGUCAAUGUUUAUUAUUAAAUAUUUUUCAAAUAAA